Messenger RNA from Musa acuminata AAA Group (dessert banana), 2292 nucleotides. RefSeq lists its product as uncharacterized. The record is from RefSeq and is a predicted model, not a curated record. The coding region runs from base 530 to 1390 and encodes 286 amino acids. The transcript has a single exon. NCBI's taxonomy places the organism in Eukaryota, Viridiplantae, Streptophyta, Magnoliopsida, Zingiberales, Musaceae.
AAGUACCGGAGGUGGGAGUCGGCCUCUCCAAAAUAAAGGUUUGGGCUUCUGCCAUUGUGCCCUUUUGCAGCUGGUCUUCCUUCUCAUUAUGGGCGCCACUACUCGUGCUCAGGACUGCGGGUAGUGCGGUGGCAUUUCAGCGGUCGGAGUAAGGCAAGAUUCCUCCUUUGCCUUCUCUUAACGGAGUCCGUCUUCCCCCUCCCCCCUUUCUUGUUCUCCUUUGCUCUUCUAGUUGGGGUUUGAAUCGUCUGCUAGCUUCUCUGGAGCCUUGAAGUAGAGAAGGGAAGGGUGCGUUUCCUCGGAAUCUUGAAGAGUGCUGAUUGGAUUCUGUGGUGGAGAGGCCGCCCUUGUCCGUGGAUUCGCUUCGAAAUCCUCUGCUUUGUACCCUAAAAGAGGGAGGUUUGUUGAGGGGAACUCGUGACAGCGACACGCCGGGACGGCGUUUGUGAUAAGUCCUUCGGAGAUCUUGGCCGGAUCGUGGGGACGAGGCUCCUCAUUGCGCCGUCGGAAGUGGCCUUGGAGGAUCAGCAUGAGGGAUUUCCCUUCUUGUUUCGGCGAGAGCGGAAUUCAGGUUUCGGACUCCUCGUCCGGCGGCGCCGUUAAGACCGCGCACAAUCUGGUGACUUACUUCUACCGGGCGCGACGCGGCGGCCGUUCUUGCGUCGUCGCCGUUACGUGGAGCAAGACCCUGAUGGGUCAAGGGUUGACUGUCGGGAUCGACGAUGGCGAUGGCCAGUGUCUCUGUAAGGUGGACAUCAAGCCGUGGCUUUUUUCCAAGAGGAAAGGGUCUAAGAGCUUGGAGGUGGAGAGUAGCAAGGUGGACAUCGUAUGGGACUUGUCUGCUGCCAAGUUUGGGCCGGGGCCUGAGCCUUUGCAAGGUUACUAUGUUGCGGUUGUCUUUGAUCUACAGAUGGUCCUCUUGCUCGGUGAUCUGGCCAAGGAGGCCUACCGUAAGACUGCCGCAGUCCCUUCCACUUCCAAUAUGGCCUUCGUAGCCAAGCGGGAACAUAUAUCUGGGAAGAACCUCUACUGUACCAAGGCUCAGUUCUGCGACAAUGGGAAAGCUCAUGAUGUUGUAAUCGAGUGUGACACGGUUGGGCUUAAAGAUCCAUGCCUUGAGAUACAUAUCGACAAGAAGCGGGUAAUGCAAGUGAAGCGACUCGCUUGGAAGUUUCGUGGAAACCAGACAAUCCUGAUUGAUGGACUCCCUGUAGAGGUGUUUUGGGAUGUUCACAGCUGGCUCUUUGGUGUACCUGGCGGAAAUGCUGUCUUCAUGUUUCAAACUUGUCCCUCAGCUGAGAAGCUGUUGCCGUGGUUUCAGGGUUUCAAGCAGUCACAAUUGCAAGGUGUUGGCUUUUCAUUGAUAUUACACGCUUGGAAAAAUGAAUAGGUUAAGGCAAGAGGAUACUUUUUACUUCCUUGCCUUUUCCUUGGUGUGCUAACAAAAUUUAGCAUAUUAUUUGUCUUUAACGACGCCAGUGAGCCUCCCAUUUACUUCCUUUUCGUUUGCUAUUUCUCCUGUUUGAGUAGUUGGGAAGAUUCUGACAUAUAUAUGUUUCUUCUCUCUUGUGAGUUCGUGCAUUAUUUGGAUCAGGUUUUAAUGUUGUACUUUUUGUGUGGAUAAGAUAUGUUCCCUGUUAAACUCAUUCAAGAAAUGGGGACUCAGAAUUCCUUUUCUUGCUGAAACUGAGGUGAUGGGCUUGCAUGUGACUCGAUGAAAGAUUUUUAUGAAUGACCCACCUUAUUGACACAUCUUAUUGAAUUAUGAACGAUCGUUUCUUUAGUAAGUCUUAGUUAUUUUUAUCAUUUUUAUGUAAAGUAUUUUUUUUUCAUGUACAUUCAGUAAUUUGAGAAACAGAAUUCACAUCGAUACUAAUACUGAGUAUAUGAGUAUGGAAAUGACCAUUGAUUAGACGAUUGUUGGGUUCUUGUCUGGAUAACAGCUAAAGAAAUAUUUGUCUUCAUUUUUUUGGACUCUGAAAGGAUGCUCCCUGGUUCUUUGAUAAUGCUUCACACAGACACGCCCUUCACUGGGCUUAAUAUUUAUUAUGUUUUAAAAUUGGUAAAAAAUAAUGAGAUAUAUGCAUCACUUAAUAUGUACAAUACCUAUUGAGGUAGUAACGGGGAGAUUGUAUUGCACCAUUGGAAUCAAGAUGUGAGAUCAUCCAAACUGCUGGACUUUUUUGGAUGCUUUUGUGUUGUCAGCAGGUUGAUACGUUGGGCAUAUCUUCUUCAUUCUAUGAGCAUAAACAUUUGGGAUGACAUCUCUGGAGAAUGCUUCUAGGUGAUGGC